Molecule: messenger RNA, 2229 nt
Organism: Colletotrichum acutatum
Lineage: Eukaryota; Fungi; Ascomycota; Sordariomycetes; Glomerellales; Glomerellaceae
Exons: 2
Source: RefSeq, a predicted model, not a curated record
UGCGAUGUCGAGGAAGUGCUUAAGAAAGUCUUGCCCAGAUCGGAAGGUGCGGCCUACUAUCCCGAAUUCGACGCCGCCGGGUUGUACGUCCAAUCUGAAGACGGGCUCAAGGCUUUGUGGCACGUGGAAACAGAGCGAUUGAUGAAAAUUGCUAAGAAUCCGGACACUCCACUGGACUUUUCCAGUAAAAGGUUCCUGCAAGGAGACACUGAAAAGGGCUAUCGCGACUUGUCCAAGUUCUGCCAGAAAGUCUUGACAGCCAUCACAAUCUGUCUUCUCGACAACGAAUGCAUUAACGCAGAGCACUGUGGUCAACUCUCGGAUCACCACAGGCUCUCGAGUCUCAUCAGGCAAGUCUCUAAGGGCCAGGGUGCUGCAGAGAGCUUUGCAAGCAUGGGAGAAUCCGAACCUCAGGAAGACGCAUUACGCAGCCUCGGAGCUACUUACGAGCUGAUCAACUACAUCUCAGCGGUCUUAACGAGACUUAUCGUCCAGACCUCGUCAGGCUCUUAUUGGCAAACAAACGUUCUUAGUGUUCUUAUCAAGCGAAUUACCAAGAUCAAGCUGUUGUUGAUUGACCUGCACGCAAACUCCACAAUCGCCGUCAGGGCCGCAGAGGCCAUCCUGUCCAAAGUUCGCGAAUCUGGUGAUACGCAACAAAAACGGGGCGAAAUGGACGAGGAGGAGGAGUGCGAAGAGUAUAUGCGAAUGGUUGAGGCGAAUGAGAAGGAGGGAACCGCUUCAUUUGAGGACAGCCAGGUAGCGGCUCAUUGUGUCGAGCAGAAUAAGUUUCGCUUUGGACUGAAUUCGGCUUUGAGACAUAUCUUGAUGUCCUUGAGAUUCAUCAACCGCUCUGGCCUUCCAGCAACAUCGUUUGAAAUCUGCGCCGUAGCAUAUGAGACGGGGUUCGAAGGUUUCAAGGCGCUUCUUUUCCAAGAUAGAGAUCUUGAGUAUUCGGCAACAUCGGACCUCGAUAAUAUGAACACUGCACACUCAGCAUUCAAUAUUCUCAACCAGAUAGUCAUGCAUCUCAAGCAUCAAAGCCAUGAGCAUGAAGCCUACACCAAUGGCUUGAAGACGACUUUACAAUGGAGAUACUCUGGAGAUGAAGACAAUCGGUCGGGCCAGGUCGAUAUCGAUCUUGUAGGCUACAGCCAACGUCUACAACUCAACUCCAUGGACGAGGUCAUAACUGUGAUGGUACCUCUGGUUAUGACUUGCCCGGUCUUCUUGUCGGACUUCACCAGCUUCCGACACGUCAUGGCUCUGACAGGCUUCAUCCAAGAUGACGUCCAGCCGCUCGCGGAAGGCAAGUUCGGGGCCUUCUUCCGCAUGUACACCAGUGAAUUCGCCAGUAUGAAGAGGCCGGACGUUCUUCAUCUUUCCGAAGCGCUGGAAUGUGGGUUUUUCUCGCGGUCCGGGUUAGUGCGGAGCUCACACCCUCCGCCAAGAGAACAGCAUGAUGCAACGCAUCGACUCAACGAGCUUAAGAAGCUGACAGAGUAUAUGGAUGAGUGGGUUGUCGAUGAAACGUGCGUAACGGUGUCAUGCCCAGGAUACGUCUGGGGCGUAAUUUUUACAGCCGUAUUAUUUGCAGCAGGCGGCUUGGGCAUUGGCUUCAGUGUCGGCCAACGGAUCAAUGGUGUUGAUCCCUCGAACCUGGCGACCUACCUUUGGGUCGUUGCUGCUUUUAUCGUCUUGGUCGGGAAGAGCAUGAAGGUAAAAGAAUGGACAUGGAACGACUUUCUCCGGAGGCGGGUUCGCUGCUGCUCAGUAUCUGAAUUACAGUCAGUGACGAGGAUAGACGGGCAGCUCAUCAUCGCUAAACUCUUGCAUGAUGAACGACGGGGAAGUGUACUGAACAUCAGGGGCCCUUACAACUCAGCUUUCCUCAGAAGAUCUACCGAAGGAUUUUCGAUCGAUAGGCCUAUCAGCUCGUCAACGCUCUUAAUUAGCGGGUUGACGAUGUUGAAGGUCGUCACGGCUAAAGGGCACGCUUUGGUAUGCCUCGACUUUCGAAGAGGAACAGAUUUGAGAGUCAUCGCCCACACCCCAGAUCCCCGAAAAGAACAUCUGAUCUGUGAGCAAAUCGACAGAUUGCAGCCCGGGGCUAGUGCGACUGCAGAUGGCGCACAGUCUCAGACUAAACACGCCUUUUCGAGGUCCAGCGAGUUGAAAUGGAAAAGGGUACAGGGAAUCUACCCACAGAUGGAUGCCAAGUUUGUAUGA